Molecule: messenger RNA, 717 nt
Organism: Ceratitis capitata (Mediterranean fruit fly)
Lineage: Eukaryota; Metazoa; Arthropoda; Insecta; Diptera; Tephritidae
Exons: 3
Coding region: 79-717 (212 amino acids)
Source: RefSeq, a predicted model, not a curated record
UUGCAAGCGCGGAAUAGUGACGUUUUAACGGUGUGGCUCUAUUAAUUCACUCAAAAUAAGUUCUUUUGUAAAAUAGAUAUGUUUUCCAUUAUUUAUUUCGUUGCUCUUGCCUUACUCCAAAGUCAACUGUCAUGUGGCAAAUUCACUCCAAUAGUGGGCGGCGCAAAUUUGACAGAGUUUAUGAAAUUACAGCGUCAAAAGCGCACCUUAAUCUUUAACGGUAACGGUUUGGUCAAGAUUGAUGCCGGCGCCAUAGCGACGGUAAAUGUGGACGAUCCCAUAGAUUGGCGCUCCAUAGUCUCGAUUAACAACAUUCAAGGUGGCUUCUAUCCCUUGCCCGACGAGCCCACCUAUCCAUGGGAGAAGUGGGAGGAUACAUUUGCGCGUUCUAUGAGGAAUUUUCGUGGGCAUACGGACUAUGAGGCGGAUGAUUCCCGUAAAUUUGUUUAUACACUUUUGGAAGUUUUAAUGGAGCGUCAGCAUGGUAAUGGCCAUCAGUGUUUGCUGCGUUCUAUUUGUCGAAAUGCGCAAGUAGACGGACAUGUUGGCAUGUUUUCGGAGUUAGUCGAUGUGGUUUUGAGACCUGGUAAGGAGGAUAUAGGUGCAGCUUACAUGGAGGCUUUUCUGGCUGGCAAAUCGGAUGCCGAUUGUAGUCGCUUGUAUGCUGAAUGUCAAGUGGCUUCUAAUUUUUUGGACCAAUAUUUGGAUUACAUAUAG